UUCUGUUCCAAAAUCUCUCCCUAUUCUCAAUGCUAACUAGCUAGCUACCUAGCUACUACUCCCCCUCCCUAUACAAAAUCACAUUUUCUAUUCCAUCAAACACAAAAUCUCAAUCUCAUCAUCUUCUCACUUUCAUUUUCAUUACAUUACAUUCUCCCUAUAAACAAAUUACUAAAAUUUCUACAUCAAAAUCCAAAAUCCAAAAUCCAAAAUCCAAAAUCCAAAAUCUUGUUACAAAAUGAACAUGUUAGGCUUAAGAGACUUAGUUCUCAUAGCUCAAACUCCUUCAUCUCUUCACAACCAACAAAACCAACCCAUUUCAUCAGAUCAUCAUCCCAACCUUCCCUUACCUUCAUCAUCAUCAUCAGCUCUAAGUGUUGGUCUUGGAAUUUUCCCACUCCUAACUACUACUACUCCUCCUCAUCAUCAAGACUCAAACUUUUGGAAUCUCAAGAUGUGUCAACCACAACAAGUGAUGAUAAUGAAUUCUACAAGCAAAAGGGUUGAAGAAAAAGAAGAUGAAAAGAUAAAAAAUUUGAUGAUAGAGGAAAAUAGUAAUGGUGGUGAUGAGUUUAAGGUGUGUUUGGAUUGUGGAAACAGAGCUAAGAAAGAUUGUAGCUUUAAGAGAUGUAGGACUUGUUGUAAAGGUCGUGGUUUUGAUUGUAGUACUCACGUGAAGAGCACGUGGGUACCGGCUUCGUUGCGCCGUGACCGGAAAAUGGUGUUGGCUGAAACCGGUUAUAGUGAUGGUGGUGGUGGUGGUGUUUCUUCUGGUACCAAGAGGCAGAGGAUUUUGGUGUCAUCAUCACAUAAUGCUGCUACUUCUCAUAGUUCUAGUUCAAUUGCUGCUACAAGAAGCUUAAGCUUAGAUAUUACUAGCUCUUGUCAUCAAGAUGCUAGAUUCAAACAAUCUUUGCCACGUUAUGUUCGUGCACCUGCUGUUUUCAAGUGCCAUAGAGUUUCUGCUAUUGGCAAUGGUGAAGAUGAACUUGCUUAUUUGGCGACAGUGAAUAUUAGUGGUCAUGUCUUCAAAGGGUUUCUUUAUGAUCAAGGUAUUGAUGCAAAAAAUGAAACAAAACCUUGUGUUUCAGAACUUCAACUUGGAAGUAAUGGCAGUGGAAAGAGUUACAGGGAAUGUUCUUCUUCUGCAAUUGAGGUUCCAACUAGUGCAUAUCCUGCAUCUGCUUGCUAAGAUUGCUUUAAGUGGAGACACAAUGGCUCAUCCAAUGAAUGGAAAUGUCCAAUUUCGUCUCUUGAAUGCGUUUCCUCUCACCUCAACUCAUGUACUAUUUUAGACUUUCAUGGCUCAACAAAUGAUCUUCGAUUUGUAACAUAUAUUUUGCAGAGUGCGAGGCUUUUACAAGAUAUGACAAUCAACGUUGCUACUAAGGAAUUGUUUUUGGAAAAAAGUCAGAUUAUAGAAGAAUUGUUCUCCUCUCCAAGGUCUCCAGAGUGUAAACUUUCAUUUGAUAUAAGUAAAGUCAGUGGAAUUAACAAUGAAUUGUUUCUAUAUUUCUAAUAUGAAAAAGUUUAGUUUGAUAGUUUGGUUGGACAACUAGGUUAGGCUUGGUCUUCUUAUAAAUUAAUCGGGUGAUGGAUUUUAGUAUUUUGAUGAAUUCUACUUCGAAUUACCAUUGUGGUUCAAUAAUGAUUGUUUUUAAUUAGAGUUGUUUGAUUAUGCUUGUUGUUAAUGGAAUAUGUUGGCAUUAAGGAGUUGUGA
Molecule: messenger RNA, 1720 nt
Organism: Trifolium pratense (red clover)
Lineage: Eukaryota; Viridiplantae; Streptophyta; Magnoliopsida; Fabales; Fabaceae
Product: protein LATERAL ROOT PRIMORDIUM 1-like
Exons: 3
Coding region: 239-1192 (317 amino acids)
Biological process (GO): positive regulation of DNA-templated transcription
Cellular component (GO): nucleus
Molecular function (GO): DNA-binding transcription factor activity; DNA binding
Source: RefSeq, a predicted model, not a curated record